Penicillium riverlandense is the source of this 870-nucleotide messenger RNA. RefSeq names its product NudC domain-containing protein. The record is from RefSeq and is a predicted model, not a curated record. Bases 1 to 870 code for a protein of 289 amino acids. Gene Ontology annotation, cellular component: cytoplasm. Gene Ontology annotation, biological process: protein folding. The transcript has 3 exons. Lineage: Eukaryota; Fungi; Ascomycota; Eurotiomycetes; Eurotiales; Aspergillaceae.
AUGUCCGCCGAACCGGAAAACCCGUCCCCCGCUGAAUUGGCCGCCCGUGAGCGUGAAGAGCAAGACCGCAAAGCCCGCGAAGCCGCCGAGCAGGCGCAGCUGCCGUACAAAUGGACGCAGUCCAUCCGCGACGUGGACCUGACCGCCCCGAUCCCCGCCAACAUCAAGGGCCGCGAUAUGGAGGUGGUGUUGACCAAGAGCAAGAUCCGCGUGGCGAUCAAGGGGCAGGAGGCGAUCAUCGAGGGCGACUUCCCCCACCCGGUCGUCGUUGACGAAUCCUCCUGGACGCUGGAGACCACGCCGACCCCGCCGGGCAAGGAAGUCAAUAUCCAUCUAGACAAGGUGAACAAGAUGGAAUGGUGGCCGCACGUCGUGACGACCGCCCCGAAGAUCGAUGUCAGCAAGAUCACGCCAGAGAACUCGAGCUUGGGCGAUUUGGACGGCGAGACCAGGGCGAUGGUCGAGAAGAUGAUGUAUGAUCAGCGGCAGAAGGAGACGGGCGGGAUGACGAGUGAUGAGCAGAAGAAGAUGGAUCUCCUCAAGAACCAUGAAACAACAGGGCUGAAUUUGACACUGCCUCAGCACCGUCUGCUGAGCCACAGGCUGACGGGCAACUACCAACUGGGAUCAAGCCUACAGAGGUCCCUUAAUUCCGGCUAUAUUCCCAGGUUGUCCAUCCCGCACAGCAGCGCGGUACAUUAUCCACAUCCGGCAUUAUGCAAGGACAGCAAAGCGUAUUCCGAGUCCAGAACUAUAAAGCGCGAAAAGUCCCGACAGAAGACCCCAGCGAACGCAGCUACCACGCUCGUCGACCACAUCGCAAGUCUCGAGCUGGCUGUUCGAAUUGUAAGCAACGGCGAGUCAAGGUAG